This is a messenger RNA of Neoarius graeffei (lesser salmon catfish), 3602 nucleotides long. It is a transcript of the gene ube2wa, whose product is annotated as ubiquitin conjugating enzyme E2 Wa. Bases 62 to 517 code for a protein of 151 amino acids. NCBI's taxonomy places the organism in Eukaryota, Metazoa, Chordata, Actinopteri, Siluriformes, Ariidae. The transcript has 6 exons. The record is from RefSeq and is a predicted model, not a curated record.
UCGACAAAAAUACGGACGUGGGGAGAGAACCGACGCGUUCAGAAGUUGAGGGCAUUCCAACAUGGCGUCCAUGCAGAAAAGGUUGCAGAAGGAACUGUUGGCUUUGCGGAGUGAUCCUCCUCCUGGAAUGACACUGAAUGAAAGAAGUGUUCAGAAUACAAUCACAGAGUGGUUUAUAGAUAUGGAGGGUGCUCCUGGAACUCUGUACGAGGGCGAGAAGUUCCAGCUCUUCUUCAAGUUCGGCAGCCGAUACCCGUUCGACUCUCCUCAGGUCAUGUUUAUUGGUGAGAACAUUCCGGUUCAUCCGCACAUCUACAGCAACGGACACAUCUGUCUGUCUAUUUUAACAGAGGACUGGAGUCCGGCUCUGACCGUCCAGUCUGUGUGUCUCAGCAUCAUCAGCAUGCUGUCCAGCUGCAAAGAGAAGCGACAUCCACCUGAUAACUUGUUCUACGUACGAACGUGUAACAAAAACCCAAAGAAGACGAAGUGGUGGUAUCACGAUGAUGCGUGUUAGUAGUGCUGGGACGUUUAUCGUACUCCAGUUGAAAACGGACUCACUGAUGGUACACCUGCACUUUUUUGGAUCUUCGAUCUCGGGACUGAGCGGACCUCUCUGGAGAACCGGCGUAUCGGGAGCGUUACACUUCAGCAGGCUGAAAAAACCCUGACGAACCUCCAGGACUGUGAAACUCCAUGUGUGCAGACUGAGGAGCGAGGGUGAUGUGUGUAAGCAGAGGGAUCAGUGCUGGAUCACGUUUUCCCUUUUUUCCACCGACAGUGUGGAGCCGAUGCUGGUUCUGGGAACCGUUAGACUUUUUAAAUACGUGGCCUGUGAGUCCGCUGGUUCUGGGUUAAAUUUAUUGUGUGAGUUUAGUAAUGAACAGCCUUUAGAGAGAAAGUUUGGCUUUGGAAGCCGUUUUAUCUCUCAGUUGUCCAUCUGCAGGACAAAAGCGUCACGUUGAGCUCAUCGUCCCGAACCUGUAACUGUGUUUCAGCCAGAGGUGCAGAUCCGAUGUCAGGAUUGGGGGGGACACAAACGUGAUUUUUUUUUUUUUUGCCCGUAUGCAACUCAUACCAUGCAACCAUAAAUCACAACUUCGUAGAGGCUCGCCACAUCAUUCAAGAAGUACUGCACAGGGAAUCAUUUGUCUGAAAAUACAUUUGUUUGUACAGUUUUUAAUAAUUUAGGGGAUUUUUACUGGGGGGGACAAUUCAUGUUUUUCAGAAAUUGGGGGGGGGGUCAUGUCGUCCCCCCCGGGAUCUGCACCCAUGGUUUCAGCAACACGGCGUCUCUACACUUCGUUCCUCAGAUCAGCAGUUCACGGUUAUUUAUUCUUUAAUAAACUCGAUGUGGUGUGUGAAAUGUCGUCACGCCUGAGGACAUUUUGACAAUAACAUGAUCAUCAUCCUCACAAAUGUAUCUGUGGUAAGCGAGUGUUAACAAACUUUUAAAAGUUAUGGCCUUUAAAAGAUAAAUUAUUUUACUUGCGUAUCAACGUCAGCCUCCGUUUAGCUUCCUGUUACGGAACAAAAUAAAACAGAUCGAGUUCCUCGUAUCAUCUUCAUGGCAAUGAAUGACCACGCCCACAAGCCCAGUUUGUCUUCUUUGUGAAUGAAAUCACAUUUGCCAGCGAAGAUGGAGCUGAGAAACGGUUUCCGAAUAAGCUCCGCCCCCAGGACUGGCACCAUCACACGAUAUCAGAGUGGGCAAGCAGGAGAUUUUUCUUUUCUUUUUUUUUUUUAACCGAGCCUUUUCAGGUUGAUGUUUGGUGUAAUAACGAUGUAAGCAUGAUGAAGGUUUGUGUAAUCAGUCAGUCCCGGUGCAGAAAUGAAAACGUUUUAGAUCAGGAGAUAAAAAUGACUCGCUUUGGGGGGGAAAAAAUUCUGAUUUGAUUCUUCUCAUUCUGAUUGCAGGCGAUUUGGUGGAGAGUUUUAGUGUCUCACUUUUGUGUGUUUUGUUUAUUAAUUAAUUAAUUUAUUCUGGUGUGACUCCGCCCCCAAUAGGCCCACCUCCAGCUGUUUUUUGGUGACGCAGACGACCCGUGAAGCUCCGGUGGAGAACGUAAAGUAAAACUCCACCCUGAAGCACAUGACAUGUUUAUAUGGAAGUGUUUGUGACUGGUUUUGGUGAUUCUGGUGCUGAUUUGUUACUGGAUGCUGUAAGUUAGUGGUUUUGCGUUGCUCUGGUGUAGCAGAUGGACACCGUUAAUACUAGCAGAGUUAGAGUGGUGUUUAACAAACCUCACUCAGUUUUCCAGUAACAUCAUAUACAUGAGAAAUCCAUUAGUAGUGGAGGAAGAUGCUGUUGGAGCAAAUACCGCGUCCCAGAAUGCAGUACAACUACACAAGUCAGCUCGGCUAGUUAGCGAUGUCCGAGACGACGCGGUAUUAGCAUGAAGGAUGAAUCUUUGGAAGCUGAUCUGUUUGAGUAAAGUGUAUAGAUGACGAGGUGAUGGAGCUGCACAGACUAAAGGAUUAAAGCGCCGCUGCAUCGCUGUCUGUAGGCGGAGAUGAUGCAAUGGAUAAAUCCCUUCACUGCUCCUGUUACUUCAUCAGACAGCGUUGCGGAUAACGUAGGGAAAUGGAGCAAUGUGUCCAUGAGAGAAGCUUAACCCAAAAACUGCAGUAUAAUGAAUCUUUUGCAUCGUGUUAAUGAUAAAUAUCGACGUGUACAUUGUUCAGGGUGGAUUUUUCCCUUAAGAAGCUAAAAUAAGGAAGCAAGUAUGUAUGUUUCAGCUAAUUGUUUACAUUUGUUAGAAAGUGGAUGUUUUUCAUUAGCCUUCCUCUUUAACGUGCCCUGUAGAGGCGCCUCUGUUCUGUUUACUGAGUUAGUGUAGAAAUUUCGUUUUACUCACCUGAAACUGGGCGUGUUCAGAAGAUCUCAUAAAUCAACUAACAUGUGCACCAGGUACUUACACAAGAGAGAGAGAUCUAUAGGACACAGUAUUACUUUCAAAUUACCAUCAUUACCCCUUAUAACCUAAUCAGACGGAGCACAUAAACACGAACAGCUUUUCUUUUUUUUUUUAAAUAUCAGAAACGUUUAUUUUGAAGUUUAUAGAAGCUGCAUCAAAGGCAAUUUGUGUGAUUUUUAGAAGUUCAAUGUUUCCUUGUUCCUAAUCAUGAGGACUGCAGGACUCAUAGCGACACUCAAGGCCACUUAAACACGCUCUUCAUGGUUUUUAAAGAAGAGCUGGGGGGUUUUUUUGAGGUAAAAUGAAGAAAACCACUUGAUCCGUCUGUUCUGCUGUUCCGUCAGGUUGUGUACGCACUCGAGGUUUUUCACAUGUAGUGGGCGAAUGCUCUGAGGGAUUGCAGUGCUGGGUUCUGAAGGCUGUUUGUAUUCCUUGUUUGCGGUAGUUAAUCUGUGGUAUUUAAAGCCCUGGCUGAAGACUGAUGACUGGAUUGGAUCAGAGUUCAGUCAUGGAGCCAGUGAACUGUGUGUUCUGAUUUCAGCAGGGUUUAUGGGCUUGGGCUUUAAGGUUUAGUAACUUUUUUUUUUUUUUUUUAAUUUAAUCAUGUGUGAUGGUUUGAUUGUUUUUUGUUAUUUAACAUUUAUUUAAACAAUGUUUGAAUUUAAAAAAUAUAUUUUGACUGAC